AUGGGCUCCUGGCAAAGUACGAGUGAUACUGGAGAUCUGAACAGCGGUUUGUCAGCUGCACAGGGACAGAGUUGUUCUCAACAACCAAGCGGAACAAAUUUGACAACUUUUGACAAUUCUGAAGAGUUGAACUAUGAUUUGACAGUUGAAGAAUUGAGAAACCUUUUGGAAACUACAAGAAUUGAACGCAGAUGUCAUGCUAUUCUACAAAGGACUAUACAUAUAGAGGAGUGUUAUGACCCUGCAGACACCACACUUGAAUUUUUCGAUGCAGAUGAUGAAAUUAAUUUUGAGUGCACUGACUACAAGUCCCUCAGAGCACGGAUGUCCUGUGGACACACUGUCACUCCCAUGUCUCCCACCAACUGGUUUCGCAGGUUAUUGGACAAGGGAAGCAGCGGUGUGUCAACGGAAGAGGAGAAGUGUUAUGACCCUGCAGACACCACACUUGAAUUUGUCGAUGGAGAUGAUGAUAUGGAUUUUGAGUGCACUGACUACAAGUCCCUCAGAGCACGGAUGUCCUGUGGACACACUGUCACUCCCAUGUCUCUCACCAAAUGGUGUCGCAGGUUAUUGGACAAGGGAAAGAGCAGAUUUGUGUGUGGCCAAACUGACUGUGAUGUUGAGUGGCCAUAUGAAGAGGUUCGUAAAAUGGCUCUUCUAACCACUGAAGAAACUGAGUACUUUGAAAAAAAAAUGUUUCAGAGAGUUGCCAAAGAUUCCUUGGACGUCAAAACCUGUCCUAGCUGUAAGUCAUCUGUGGUGAGGACUGACCUCAAUAAUUUAAGGGUCCGCUGCACACUGUGCACAGCUGACAAAAACAAGACUUAUGAAUUCUGCUGGCAGUGUCUGAGGGAAUGGGAACAUCCAUCUCCACAUUCAUUCCGCUGUGCAUAUGAUGAUUGCAUCAGUAAGCCACUACAAAUAUUGAAAACCUGUCCAAACAUCACCUUUGAGAAUGUGAAGGAUGUCACUGGCUGUCCGUCCAUCCGUGCCUGUCCCACCUGUGGCUUGCUGAUUGAGCAUGACAAAACAAAAUGUAAAAACAUUAUCUGUCCCCGGUGCGAGGUGGAGUUCUGUUUUGCAUGCCUGAGGCUCACUGUAACUGUCUGA
Messenger RNA from Seriola aureovittata, 1113 nucleotides. RefSeq lists its product as uncharacterized. Lineage: Eukaryota; Metazoa; Chordata; Actinopteri; Carangiformes; Carangidae. The transcript has 7 exons. Bases 1 to 1113 code for a protein of 370 amino acids. The record is from RefSeq and is a predicted model, not a curated record. Gene Ontology annotation, molecular function: zinc ion binding.